Spinacia oleracea (spinach) is the source of this 3756-nucleotide messenger RNA. Its product is annotated as pentatricopeptide repeat-containing protein At5g15280, mitochondrial. Gene Ontology annotation, molecular function: protein binding. Bases 1 to 3756 code for a protein of 1251 amino acids. NCBI's taxonomy places the organism in Eukaryota, Viridiplantae, Streptophyta, Magnoliopsida, Caryophyllales, Amaranthaceae. The record is from RefSeq and is a predicted model, not a curated record. The transcript has a single exon.
AUGCUUCACCGCAUCGCAUCGACUCAUCUUCUUACCUCCAUUGUUAACCAGGUCUGUUCCUCUUCCUUUUUCUUUCCCCUGAAAUAUCAUCAGUUCAUACUCUCUGCUUUUCUUAGCAAUUCUUCAUCAUCUAACAAAUCAAGCAACACCCACUUUAAUGCUCCUACAAUUACUGCCCCUUUGGUGGGAAAUUUGGUGUUCUCCAAAUAUUCCCAUUUCUGGGAACAUCGAAUUGAUAGAUAUACUAUUGCUAAUUCUUCACUAAAUCAACUAAUUUUGAACAUUUCUUAUGUAUGCCCUGAAAUUUGCCGCAAAUUUUUGAGGGUUUCAAGUUGGGAAGCAGAGAAUGUGCUUGAAGUUUUACUAGGGUUUCAAUUGGGCAGUGGGAAUUUGAGGAUUGACGUUGAAGUUGUUGAAUCUUUGUGGGAAAUUUUUAGGAGGGUUAGUGUUAGAAAUGGGGGGUUUAAGCAUUUACCUCGAUCUUAUGAGGUUAUGGCAUCUGUGCUUGUUAAUGUGGGGAUGUUUAGGGAGGUUGAAUCUUUGUUAUCGACUGCGGAAACCCGAGGAAUUUUACUUGCUAAUGAGGAAAUUUCCGGUGGUAUUGUUGAGGGAUAUAUUAAUCUAGGUGAAUUGGGUAAGGCAAUUUUGAUGUAUGAUACAAUGAGGGAGCUGUGUUUAGCUCCGUCAUUGUCGUGUUAUCGUUCUUUACUUGGCCUUUUGAUGAAGGAAGAUAAAAUUAACCAAGCGAUCCGUGUUUAUGAGGAUAUGGUUGAUGUGGGUUUUGAAAUUGGUGAUGUUGAUGCUAAGAAUUUGGGGAGUUUAAUUGGUUUUCUAUGUUGGGAGGGGGAGAUUAGGGAAGCUAGGAAGUUUCUUAAGAAAAUUGUGGGUAGUGGAUGGAAGCCUAGUACAGAGAUUUUGAGUGAGAUUGCAGAUGUGUACUACGAGAAAAAAGAUUUCGAAGAUCUCUUGAGUUUCUUCAUUGAGAUGAAAUGUGCCCCUGAUGUAUUGGUUGGUAAUAGGAUUAUAUCUUCAUUGUGCAGUAAUUUUGGUAUAGGAAGAGCAGAUAAAUUUAUGAUGGAGUUGGAGAAUUUAGGUUUUGUUCCCAAUGAGAUAACCUUUGGAAUCUAUAUCUGUUGGAGUUGCCUUGAUGGAAGAAUAAGAGAUGCCUUUUGUUACCUCUCGGAGAUUUUGUCAAGAGGCCUGAAACCUGAUAGGCACUCCUAUAAUGCACUUAUCUCUACUAUGUUCAAGGAAGGUAUACAAGAUCAUGCUCGAGAAAUUCUCAAUGAAAUGAUUGAUACUGGGAUAAAACCCAACCUUGCAACUUAUAGAGUGCUUUUAGCUGGGUAUUCUAUGUCCAGGCAGUUCAAUGAGGUUCAACUUAUGAUGAGAGAGAUGGUGAAUCAUGGUUUGAUUGUUCUUUCCCCUACAGAUAAUCCAUUAUCCAAAGCAUUCGCUAUUUUGGGGCUAGAUCCAUUGACCGUAAAGGUGAAGAGGGACAAUGAUGUUAAGAAUUUCAGAACAGAAUUUGUUGAUGCUUUGGGGAAUGGUCUUUAUCUAGACACGGAUGUGGAUAAUUUUGAGAAGACUUUAACCGGUGUUCUUCAAGAAUCCUUGAUUCCGGAUUUUAACUUGCUCGUGAUGAGGGAGUGUGAUGUUAAAAAUGUUAAAAAGGCAUUGUCGAUGGUGGAUGAGAUGCUUCAGUGGGGACAAGAAUUAUCGCUUCCUGUUCUCUCUGCGUUGGUAAGAUUGGUAUGUCGAUCAACCUGCCAUGUCAAGGCCAUUCCAGAUUUCCUAGAUAAAGUGUUUCAGCUCUUUAGAAAGCUAGAUCAUGAGACCCUCAAUUUUGUAGUCGAGGCUUUAGGGAAAAAUAGGUUUGUAGAUCAGUGCAGGUUAUUCCUUCAUGAAAUGUACAGAAGGCAUCUUCCAAUCUUCAGUGCAACAUAUACUGCAUCACUUGUGUCUUUAUGCCAGUUUGGGAGAAAGAGUGACCUUAUUUACUGCUGGAGUCUUGCAGGGAAAGACAACUGGUCACCUGAAUGGGAUGAUUUUAUCAUUAUUUUGGAAAAUUUAUGCCGCAGAAGAAUGCUUAAAGAAGCACUUGAGCUUUUUGACAUGAUGCUGAAAGUGAACCCUGGCUUGGGAACUCAAAUUUGUGAUGUGUUUCUUGAAAAACUUUCUUUAAAUGGUUUCACCGGUGUAGGGGAUAUCUUGGUUUAUGAACUUAAACGGAAGAAUUUUGAGUUGGAUUGCUCUGCUUAUAGCCAUCUUAUUAAAGGAUACUGUCUGGAGAAAAGAUUUUCAGAAGCACUAAUUAUAUUUGAUAAAAUUCGAUCAGAUAGUUCAGCUUUGUCGAUGGAUGCUCUUCUAUUGUUAAUACCUCAGCUUUGCAAGGUUAACAGACUCAAAGAAGCAGUUGCUUUAAAAGAUGCUGGUUCCAAGGACCAUCCGUACACCUUGUUCUCCCUUCACAGUGCUCUUAUUAUUGGUUGCUGCAGGGCGGGAAAGGUUGCAGAGGCAGAUGGUUUAUUGUUAGGAAUGCUUUUGCAAAAUAUGCAUCCAAAGGAUGAGAUUUUUAAUGCUCUACUUCAUGCUCAUUGCCAUAAUAGUAGUCUGAAGACAACUGAAAAGCUAAUUUGCAUCAUGAUGAAGAGGGGUAUCUGUCUCUCAGUUUCCAGCUACCGGGAUCUGAUAUACCUGUUAUGCAAAAAGGGAAUGUUUUACUCUGCUCAGGGGCUGAAGAGUCUCGUGGUUGUUAGAAAUAAUAUUCCAUUUUCCGUUGUAUAUAACAUUUUAAUUUUCCGUCUCUUCCAAACAGGGAAACAUUACCUUGUUGAUGUACUUGUGGAUGAACUAGAAGAAAGUGGGCAGCAACUUGAUGAAGUUGGUUACAAUUUUCUGAUACAUGGGUUUUCAGCUUGCAAAGACAUGAAAAGGUCGAUGAAAUUCUUUAACGACAUGAUUAAUAAGGGCCUUAGACCAAGCAACCGUAGUCUGAGAGCAGUAAUACACUACUUAUGUAGAAAUGGGCAGGUUCAGAAUGCUUUAGAAUUGAAUAACCAGAUUGAGUCAAGAAGGUGGAUUCUUUGUCCAAGUGUGCAUUAUGCAAUUAUGGAGGGACUUUUCUUGGAUGGUAGAAUACAACAAGCAGAAAGAUUUGUAUCUCAAAUCAUGGAGAAAGGUUCAACUCCUGAAACCAUCUACUACAACAAUUUAAUACGGAACUUCUGCCGAUAUGGGAGACUGGAAACAGCAGUAAAUCUCCUGGAUCAAAUUCUGAAGAACAAAAGCAUACCUGAUGCGUCCUCUUACGACUGCAUUAUCCAAAGUUUCUGUGGGUACAACAACGUGGAACGCAGUAUGGAUUUCUUUAAUGAGAUGUUUCAUAGGAAUCUUAAACCAAGCAUUGGGACAUGGGACAUGAUGAUUCAGACGUUUUGCAAGAACGGAAAAACCAAUGAUGCAGAAAGCCUUCUGAUGUCGAUGAUCGAAGUUGGUGAAACUCCUACAAAGGGGAUGUACUCUUUAGUGAUUGAUAGAUAUCAGUUGGAGAACAACUUGUCCAAGGCAUCAGAAUUGCUGUACAGAAUGCAGCAACAAGGUUAUGAACCUGAUUUUGUAACUCAGUGGUCCCUUAUUAGCAGCUUAAGCAACUCCUAUGAUGAGAUAAGUAACAAUGGCAAUCAAGGUUUUCUCUCAAAGCUGCUUGUGAAAAGUGGAUUUCCUUCAGAAAGUCCCAAGUCCAAAAUGAAGUAG